Molecule: messenger RNA, 858 nt
Organism: Trichobilharzia regenti
Lineage: Eukaryota; Metazoa; Platyhelminthes; Trematoda; Strigeidida; Schistosomatidae
Source: the annotation of a GenBank genome assembly
AUGUUCAGAUCUUGGAAUGGUAGAAAUAUUAGAAAAUCGAUUUUGACCUUCUUCAUGGGGUUGAGUUCAGGUACCGGUUUAUUGCGCAUCCUUAUGGAUAUUCAUCCAUUGGUACGAUGUGGGCCAGAGCCGAUUGUAACCAGAGAAAUUAUUGCGUACAGAUUAUCAAAAAAUCGACGACGUGACAUGCUUCUCCAAUCUGGAAUAUCUCAGGAUGUAUUAGACGACGCAGUGGCUGGUUUCAUCGUGUCAAUUUUAAAGAAUAUGGGACCUCCUGCUGAAAGACUAUGUCACAAAGAUCCUGGAUCGUAUUUUUACCUAAAGUAUUUAGGUGAUUUAUUUCAGAAUGCAAAAUUUAUUCACAUUGUACGUGAUGGCAGAGCAGCUAUAGCGUCUACGAUAGCUCGUAAAAUAAAUCCACAGUACCGUUCAAACAAUAUCACACGAGCGCUCAAGUAUUGGGAAGCUUUUACUUCACAUAUAAUUAAUGACUGUGAAUAUAUUGGAAGGAAUCGAUGUUUAACUAUUCGUUAUGAAUGUCUUGUUUUAAAUCCAAAAGAUGAAAUUUCAAAACUACUCAAAUUCCUUGAUCUUCCAUGGGACGACCGACUUCUGCAACAUGAAAAAUACAUUCAUAAUAUUUCUAUGUUGAACAAAUAUGAAGCUAGCUCAGUGCAAGUUGUCAAGCCUAUUCACUUGGAAUCUUUAACUGCUUGGUCUAGGAAUGGCUCAGUUAUUCCGAAAGAAUACAUUUCAACCAUGCAUAUGAAUAGUCGAUUAUUGAAGAAACUUGGUUACGCUACCAAUGAAAUUCCACCAAAUUAUGAAGAUUUAUGCAAAGUUGACUCAGUAUUGUGA